AUGGCCCAUCUGAAGACGAGCGAAGUGGCCUUCCUAAGCACGGUGGCUAAGCAGCGCCUCACGACAUACGAUGGGAACUUGUGGGAGUUCUACGACGUCGGAGACCGCAAGCUCACGCCGCUGGUGUGCCUUCCUGGCACCGUCGGUGGACCGUUAAUCUUCCAUCGAGUCAUAGCAGCCUUGCAAGAAGCUGGUGGAUACCGCGUCAUUGCACUCCAACACCCUGUCGUGUGGACCCAUCAAGAAUGGGUGCAUUCAUUUGACCGCUUCUUGGACGCACUGAACCUUCCAUCGGUUCAUAUUUAUGGAGUUUGUCUUGGCGCGUUCCUCGCUCAACGAUACAGCUCUGUUUACCCCCGACGAGUAUUGUCGCUUGCGUUUACGAAUGGAUUUUGCAACACCAAAGUGUUUGGCGCCAACUCGCCUUGCGUGAAAAUGCUCCCCAUGCUGCCGACAUUUUACCUGAAAAAGUAUGUGGUGGGGAACUUUUCCCACGACGGAACGUCCGACGCUGUUCGUGCCACGAUGGCAUACAUGCGAGCCCAGUUGGAUGCGCUCAGCCAGCCGCAGUUGGCGUCGCGGUUGACCCUGGUCAGUUUGUCCAGCGAUCAUCUUAGCUGGGGCAUCAGCAUUCCACACACCCGUGUGACGCUCAUUGACAGCUACGGCAGCAACAACGAGUUUACGACAGAGCUACGGGAACAAAUGUACGAACGAUACCCCGACGCGAAAAAGGCCUUGAUGAAGACAGCGGGAGACUUUCCGUACUUGUCCCACGACGACGAAGUCAUUUUGCAGCUUCGAGUGCACUUGCGAUCCAACGGCCAUGAGGCCAAUGCAUAG
Molecule: messenger RNA, 843 nt
Organism: Aphanomyces astaci
Lineage: Eukaryota; Oomycota; Saprolegniomycetes; Saprolegniales; Verrucalvaceae
Exons: 9
Coding region: 1-843 (280 amino acids)
Source: RefSeq, a predicted model, not a curated record